ACAACAACAACAACCAGAGACGAUUUUCUUUGCAAAAUACGUCACAUCGAUGAUGUAGCUAUCUAUCUCAGCUCACGCGAGGACUGCGAUUUCAUUGCGAGGCACAGCAGUCUGCGACAGAGAAGAUGGCGUCGCAGGAGAUAGAAGCUACUCCGCCAACCAUCAGCAACGGCGAGGUGAGCAGCAAUGGAGCAGCUGCUGCUGAUGGCCAAGCCGUACAGACCGCAGCUGGGGACGCCGCCCAGCCGCCGCCAGCUCCUCCCCCUAACGCAUGGCAGGUCAUAAAAGGAGUCCUCUUCAGAAUCUUUAUAAUCUGGGCCAUCAGUAGCUGGUUCCGCCGGGGGCCUGCUACUCCGGACCCCAGCACCCCAACAGGGGCGCCGCGGUUACCCAGCCGAAACCUCUUCCCAAAGGAGAGCCUCAUGGACCUCUAUGUGUACAUCUCUGAGGAUGAGGUGUUCUCUGACUUCAACAACACACGCUCCCUGUUCUGGUUCCAGAGGGACUUGGUCUAUGGGGACUGGAGCACAGGGGUGGACGGUGAUGGCUGCUAUGAACACUCGCUGGACCUGGACAUCCCAGAGAAGGUGCAGAUGAAUGGUUCCCUUUACAUCCAUGUGUAUUUCACGAAGAGUGGGUUCCACCCCGAUCCCAAACGCAAGGGCCAGUAUCGUCGACUGGCGACUGUCCACGCCACGCGAAUGCUCAACAAAUUCAAACGCAGGAAGUUUGUGAAGACCAAGAACCUGUUGACAGGGGAGACCGAGACAGACCCAGAGAUGAUAAAGCGGGCAGAAAGCCAUGGCCCUGUGGAGGUCAUCUCCCACUGGCACCCCAACCUAACCAUCAACAUGGUGGAUGAUCACACACCCUGGGUCAAGGGCUCGGUCCCCCCCCCUCUGGACCAACAUGUGAAGUUUGACGCGGUGAGUGGGGACUACUACCCCAUCGUCUACUUCAACGACUACUGGAAUCUGCAGAAGGACUACUAUCCCAUCAACGAGAGCCUCCUGACCCUGCCACUGCGCCUGUCCUACUGCCCGCUGUCCCUGUGGCGCUGGCAGCUCUACGCCGCCCAGAAUGCCCGCUCGCCUUGGAACUUCCUGCCCGAGGACACCUACGAGCAGUCUGACGAGGACCAGGACUCUGUCAAGGUGGCCCUGUUGGAGACCAAUCCAUACCUCCUGGGGGUGACUAUUGUGGUCUCCAUCGUACACAGCAUAUUCGAGUUCCUGGCCUUUAAGAACGACAUCCAGUUCUGGAACAGCAGGCAGUCUAUGGAGGGUUUGUCUGUGCGCUCCAUUGUCUUUGGUGUGUUCCAGUCCCUGGUGGUGUUGCUCUACAUCCUGGAUAAUGAGACUAACUUUGUGGUUCAGGUCAGUGUGUUUAUUGGACUGCUCAUCGACUUCUGGAAGAUCACAAAGGUCAUGGAUGUCAAGUUGGACAGGGAAAACAAAGUGUUGGGGAUCUUCCCACGCCUGUCAAUCAAAGACAAGUCAACAUAUGUGCAGUCGUCCACCAAAGCGUUUGAUGAUAUGGCGUUCAGGUACCUGUCAUGGCUGCUGUAUCCUCUGUUCGGGUGUUAUGCAGUCUACAGUGUGUUGUACCAAGAGCAUAAAGGCUGGUACUCAUUUGUACUGGGCAUGCUCUAUGGCUUCUUGUUAACCUUUGGCUUCAUCACGAUGACGCCGCAGCUUUUCAUCAACUAUAAGAUGAAGUCCGUGGCUCACCUCCCGUGGAGGAUGCUCACCUACAAGGCCCUGAACACUUUCAUCGACGACCUGUUCGCCUUCGUCAUAAAGAUGCCCAUGAUGUACAGGAUAGGGUGUCUCAGAGACGAUGUGGUGUUCUUUGUCUACCUGUACCAGCGUUGGAUCUACCGAGUGGACCCCAAUCGGGUCAACGAGUUUGGCACAAGUGGCGCGGACCCCAACGGAGUGGUCUCAAACAAGGACAGCACAGCCCCGGCAGAGGUGGCAGCCACACCGGAAGCCCCCGCCCUCACAGAAAAAGCAGAGGAGGAGAAAAAGAACGACUAAGCCAAGCCAUCCAGUCAGCCUUCCUCACCCUGGCUCCUGGGGCGAAGAGGACGAAUGGGGAAAUGGGCAGAGUUAAAUGUAAUUUGCCAGGGAAAAGGAGUCGUUGUAUUCUGUCAUGGACACCGCUACAAAUUUCAGUUUAACUCUCCCUUGUCUUUGUGGGGAUCCACAGCGAAUCAUAUUUAAUGUAGACUUUCUAAUUUUAAUUUGACCAUUUCCUAAUUUUUUGCAGUUCAAGUGAAGUAAAACAAAUGUGAUGUACUGUAUUCUCUAAUUUUCAAUGGGUAGAGAUAAUUGGCCAGGUUGUGAGCAUGGAAGGCCCAGUUCUGCAGUUGGCUGGUCAAAGUACUCAUCUCUGCAUUUUUUUUAGAGUGCCGGGAAGAAAGAAGGCCAAGGAGCUUUGCGGUGUCUAUGGGUUCGUUGUGAUUUAUUUUUCAUUCCAUGUGUGAAUGCUAUAUGUAAUGGGGUACCUGGAAACUGGUGAGUAAUGCGUUAGGAAAGGUUCCAGAGCCGAGUGAGAGGGGAAUAGAACCAAGAUGGACGUCCCUGUCCAACACUAUCCACGAAAUGCAGUGGCUUCCCUCAUUUUUAAACAAAUGGUUGAUGUUCCAAACUUGAACAAAAAAAACAGCCUUGUAGGUAUUAAUAUAAAUAUUAAUAUUAAUGAUGACUUUUCUUUUUCUGUCACUGGAUUUAUUUUGUAUGUCCUGCAACUGUACAGAAUCUCUGCUUGUAAUGUCAAUAAUACUGAUGUCAAAUGAUCUAGCAAUAGCUGAUUUUCAAGUAUAUUUGACCUGGACUUCAAUUUUUGAUUUAUUUGUUCUACAACGUUCACUACACUAGCAGGAUCACCAUGACAUAUCCAGCGCUGUCUCUGAAUGGUCACUGUCAGGUGUUUAAGAAUAAUUUAAUUUUUCUCUUUAAAAUUUGAGUGCCAUAAUUCUGAGAUGGGUUCCAUGUUCGUACAUAUUGAAUUUUUAACACAUGUUUAUAGUAAAGCGUAAGUGCGAUUUAAAAUG
This is a messenger RNA of Esox lucius (northern pike), 3058 nucleotides long. RefSeq names its product CLPTM1 regulator of GABA type A receptor forward trafficking (gene clptm1). Gene Ontology annotation, cellular component: membrane; endomembrane system. The coding region runs from base 126 to 2039 and encodes 637 amino acids. The transcript is spliced from 15 exons. NCBI's taxonomy places the organism in Eukaryota, Metazoa, Chordata, Actinopteri, Esociformes, Esocidae. The record is from RefSeq and is a predicted model, not a curated record.